Drosophila miranda is the source of this 3362-nucleotide messenger RNA. RefSeq names its product shootin-1. The transcript has 8 exons. Bases 1348 to 2943 code for a protein of 531 amino acids. NCBI's taxonomy places the organism in Eukaryota, Metazoa, Arthropoda, Insecta, Diptera, Drosophilidae. The record is from RefSeq and is a predicted model, not a curated record.
AUACUAGACGUAUAAAAAAAAUUGUAAAUUAUAAACAAAUUAAAAGUAAAGACAUGUAAAGUAUUUAUAACACAAACCCAUGAUACAUGAUUGAUUAUCCAAAGAUAAAUCUAAAGAAAUUAGCUGUAAAAAGGAAAGAAAAAAUACACUAUUCUUAAAGCCGAAUCAUCUAUGAAGAAACAACCAACCCGACCCCCUAACUAUAAAGCUAUUUAAACCAAAUUUAAGAGAAGGAAGACGAAACGAAAAAUAAUCUAAUGUAAAAGCAUAUAGAAACACUCACAACAUCAUUAAGAGACAAGGAAAAACAGAAAAAAAGAAAAACAAAGAGCUCUAAGCCGCCUUCGAUUAGUUAUUUUUAUAAAAUUGAGUGAAAAACAAAAUUGAACAAACAAACAAAAAAAAAUCUUCAAAAUUUAUAUAUAUUACAUUUAACGUGGAUGCAAAAAAAAAAAGAGUAGAAAAAGAAAAUUAGUUAUACGAAACUCUAGAUUUUGUUCUGUUUGUACAAACUCUAGGUUUUUAUUUUUAUUUUUACACUACAAGUGACAAAAAAAAAACUGAAAUUUAUUUACGGCGAAGGCGAAGAUGAGACAUGAUAUGGGAGUUGUAUGCAUAAGAAAUUAGCAAAAACUAAAAACAAAAGAAUAUAUUAUUAAGAAUAUUCCGAAUUAUAACAGCAGGAGAAGAGGAUACCAUACAAAAUGAAACGCUUCUGCACUCGAAAUCGACUAUUUCUAAAGCCAAGCUAAGACAAUGUUUAAGACAAGGCUAAGCCCCCAUUGAGAGAGGGGGCGUGGUGGCACGUUUAGAUUCGUAGCAACAUUUCGGCAGGCAUUCCAAAUGCGUUUUGGCCACCACCUUCUCAGACACAUUUCACACUUUCAGCAGCUGAGCAGAGCAGAGCGCCAGAAGAUAGAGAUCCAAACUAUAGAGAUCCCCAAAAACGAUAAAUAUAUAUAGUGCAUAUAUAAAACGGGAAUACCCACAAGCAGCAGAGGGAAGAGCGGGUGGGGGAAAAGGAGAAAUACUAAGAAGAAAACUGUGUAAACUGCAAAUAAUAAAAAGAACAAGUAAAAUGGCAAGGCGUUUUCAAUGUGGGUGCAGCACGUUGACCCCCCCGCGGUCUGGAGCACGGCAAUCCCAGGAAGGACAAUCGCAUGAAGCACACACCCACACACACACACACUAUCUCAUUCCCAUACCCACACACGCAUACACAUAUUCACGCACAGCAUUUGUUGGUGAUUGGCAGCUUUUAAGAUACAUUUUGCAUUGGCUUAUCAUAAGGGUUAAGGAUAACAUAACGCUUUAAGGCUUGUAAGAGGCAAACUGAAGUAGCACAGAAUGGAGCGACGCGGACGCAUACCGGUGGCCAAGUUCCGCACCCAGGAGGCCAAGACACGCAGCAGAAGUCGCGUCCGGGAGCCGGACUACAACGAGCAGGACCCCGAGCAUGAUAUGUUCACCUUGCUGGAGGAUAACAUUGCCCUGAAGGAGGAGAACAAGGCCCUCAAGCUGGAGAUUGACACCCAUAAAACCACACAGGAGGAACAGCAGGCCCAGCACGAGAAGCUCUGCAUCCAGCUGGAGGCACUGCAGCAGCAGCAGGCCAACUUCGAGACGCAAAUCAAGGAGCUCGGCGGCAAGUUCAGCAAGGCCCUCAACGAGCGCAAUGCCCUGGACAAGCUGCACAAAAUGAAGGUCGAUCAAAUACAAAAUCUCACCAGCGAACUGGAGCACAUGCGGGAGAAGCAGCUAGAGCAGCAGCCCGGUCUGGGGAGUAGUGCAGCCCAGCAGGUCCUGGGCUCUGCGGAGCUCAAGCGAAAGUUGUUCAAGAUCCUGCAGCAGGGCAGCACCGACAGCGGUGACAGCAUCGGCAAUCAUGAUUUGGACAGCCUGGUGGAUGUGAAUGCGGAUGGUGUGCCAAUCACCAGUGGCCUUGUCGAGCGCCUGGCGGACGAGUUCCUGUCGCUCAAGAAUGCCACGAAUGCCGUGGAGCUGCAGCUGUACGAGGCCAACGAGAAGAUGGCCGAACUGUUGGAGCAUCAACACUCGCUGGAGGAGGAGAACGAGACCCUGCGCUCGGAGAACAGCAACCUGACCAAGGUGGCCAAGCUGCUGACGGAGAACAUGAAGGAGAGUGUGGAGACCAGUCAGAAAAUGGAGAGUGCUCUGAUCAAGCUGAAGCAGCGCAACGAUGAGCUCACUGCCAAGACACGCGAUCUGACCGAUGGACAGCCCGGAGCGAGGACCAGUGCCAGUCCCAGUGCCUCGCCCACCACUCUGAAGGAGGAGCAGGUGGAGUUUGAGCAGAUCAAGGAUCAGGUGCAGCAGCAGGCGCGCGAACACAACGAGCGCAUUGUGGAAAUGCAAUGUCUAAUGGAUGCGGCUAUAGCAAAAACUACUAACGAUGAACUAAAAAAAUUACAACUUAAGUUGGAGAUACUCGAGGAGCAGCUGCGCGAGGCCCUCACGCGUGCCGAUCUCGCCGAAGAGCAGCUGGCCCACUAUCACCAAUCGGAGGAGAAGACAACAGCAGCUCCAGUGCCGCCACCUGCUCCGCCACUGCCACCACCUCCGCCACCGCCUUUGCCGGGCAAACUGUUGUUCACGGCACAGACGAGGGCCGGACUGGGGGCAUCUGGGGGUAAGGAUGGUGGCGACACGGGAAGCUUCAGCGAUCACAUUGUUGGCCACAAUCUGCGCAGGGGCAGCGAUAAGAUAAUAGAUAACGUCAAGCAUCAGGUACAGGCCGAGGCAGCAACAGGUCUUGACGCUUUAGUGCGGGAGUUCAAGUCGGGCGGCGUUACACUUCGGCGCCGCAAUCGCCGCAGGACUGGCACCAGCGAGGCCCUCAAGGAGAUGUUCCAAGUACUGGAGAUAAGUCAGAAGCAGAACCGCAACUCCAAGAUAUGCGUGGAUCUGAAUCUGAACAUCUGAUAAGCUCUCAAGGCGUUCCAUGCUCUCUAACUCUCGCUCUGUCUUUACUGAACUUUGGUCUCAAAUCUCUCCUCUCAGGACUCUGCUGUGUGUCUCUGAACAACAACGAACAUUCCAUGCAUUUCAAUGUCCUAACCCUCCCUAACCUCGUCUAAAACUGUAUUAUUUUAUUAUCGUGUGCCUUUUCAGAAGAAACCAAAAGCCAUUUUACCCUCUGAUAAUCUUAAGACUUUUCCUCUUCAGGAUCUAUUUAAUCUAUUUAAUACAUACACUAUUAUUUAUAUUGCUUUUGACAUUUACAACAACUUUAUCCGCCCCUCGAUAAUGUGUUCAUUUUAACAGGUUCCGUGCUUUUUACUUAUCUUAACAACCCCAACGAUUUAUAUGUUCUGAAUAAAGGUUUAUUUUUUAACAAAUUA